This is a messenger RNA of Seminavis robusta, 4146 nucleotides long. The record is from the annotation of a GenBank genome assembly. Lineage: Eukaryota; Bacillariophyta; Bacillariophyceae; Naviculales; Naviculaceae.
AUGAGACUACGAGGGCGGAGAGUGGUGCUGUUGAUUGCAGGAGCCCUGCCAUUGCUGGCCGAAGAUGACAUUGCUGUGGGAGUCCAUGCGGAAGCUGCACUGCAACAUGUAUCACAAUUACCAGAAGAAGAACCAGACGGCAAUAUCCAAGCUACCGAGUCUCUGCACGAGGAAACGCUUUCCCUGCUACCGCUCAAUUUACUGCAAGUAGAAGCCGAGUUUUCAGGGGAACCCACCUAUGUGCAAGGCAAGGGUAGAAUUGUCGAGUCGGCAACAGCUGAUGUGGACCAAGUACCGGUAGUCAUAGAAGCAGUGGGGGAGACGACUGCCAAGGAACCUCCAGAUGACGAGGAUAACAACGACAAAAUUGACGAAGAAGAAGAAGAAGAAGCUACAAUAGAACAAGAAGCAAAUGAGAAAGGAGAGGACACUGGCAGCGCUACAGCUACGAACAACACUGAUGACAAUCAUCAAACUGCCAGUGAUACCGAUGACAAAGAGCAAGAAGAAGAAGAAGACAAGCAAGAAGACAAUCAAGAAUCAGAUGCUGCAGAUGAGCUUGACUCUCCCCAAGAUGACAGCGGCGAAGCAGAGGAAGCUGCAGGCAUUACAGGAGAAGAAGCAGACCAAAGCUCAGACAAUGCUACCAAAGACAGCGAUGAUUUUGCGGAAGCAGAAAGGGUUCCCACUGAACCCGAAAACAACAACAACAACAGCAGCAACAAUACAGUGUCAGAGGAAACUACUGCAACUGAGAAUGCCAACGACACUGCCCCUAUUGACGCGCACAAAGACACGACAACACACUCGACUACCAAAAAAGAAAAAACCGAACCCGAGCUCAACAAAAUACUCCAAGUCGACUAUGCCAGUAAAUCGGCGGGAGCCCUAGUAUUGGAAAAGUCGUCCAAUUUCAAGGGCACGUCCAAUCUGCUCAAUGGGGACCGCGAUCGAUACGCCAUUGCCCCGUGCUCGGAAAACCCCAAGUUUGUAGUCGUCAGUUUAUCCGAGGAUAUUCUGGUCAAACAGGUCAAAUUGGCCAAUUACGAACUAUACUCGUCUCGUGUCAAAGACUUUGAAAUACAAAUCAGUCAGACCAUGGGGAACUGGGUCGACUUGGGAUCCUACACGGCCAGUCCAGCGAGUGGCAUUCAGACGUUUGAUUUGGAGGAACCCGCUUGGGGACGAUACCUCAAGUUCACAUUUAACAGCCAUUAUGGGGAUGAGUUUUAUUGUACCCUCAGUCAACUCAUGGUACACGGAAGUACAAUGGUGCAGGGUUUUCACGAACAUUUACAAGAAACCAAUGAGGAGGAAGACAUUAUCAUGAAUGAACUCGAAAUGGAUGUUGGCAGCACGGAGGACGACGAACCAAAAGACAGUCCUACUGCGAUCAAGGAUGCGGACAGCGUGGUGGAAGGAACCGGAGAAAAAUCGGCUGCUGCCACAAGUAGUAGUGCAAGCGAGAAUCAGCCUACACAUGGACCGGCGGUAGGAGAUGUGGAUAGUGGCAGCGAUAGUCCACAAGAUACAUCCACAACAGCAGAAGCACGAGUAGACGCUGACGCCUCGGAAACGCACGAAAUAGAUGUAGCAGCAGGAGAAAAGGAGUCCAGCGAUGCCGCUGCUGUCGAGCAUACUACCAAAGUCGGCGAGGAAGAAAUUUCAACCGAUGAAACAACAGAUGCCGAUGGCGCGGGGGAAACCUCGGAGGAACCUGGCAACGAAAUGUAUACUGGCACUGUGCUUCCGGCGGCAUCUAUUGGCCUGUCGUCGUCCAAUGUAUUCAGCACAAUUGUUGGCAGUCUGGAGCCACUGCACUUGAAGGGGGUCCAUCGCUUGAGUGAGCUGGGUUCUCCCGCGUUUCCAGAUUCGGAGAAGUUGCACAAUAUUCUGGCAAAGGCAACAGACUCGACGAUUGCGAUCAAAAACGCGCUGACUGAUCCGGCCAUAUUGGAAAACCUUCAGGCUUGGGGAGUGGAACGGACCAACCACCUUGGUCGUGAGAGUGUUCCACCCGAAGCGUUUGGGUCCUCAGCCAUUGGUCCCAGAGAGCAAACACUUGCCGAAAAGCUGACGGAGUACAUUCAAGACAUUGACAAUAGCCAAACAAUGAGACCGUUCCAGAAAGACAGCGUCAAUGAUGCGUCUCCAGGGGCGUUGGCCGGUGCACAGAACGACGGGAUUGAGAUUGAGGAAAAUGACAAUGACUCGGAGGACGACGAGGACGAAACAGAAGAAGUACUACAUCAAAAUGCAACUGUUGUGGCUCAGUCGGAUGCACCGCCGAAAAGUAACGGGCUGGGGCUCGAUUCGUACGCUUCGUUGCAUGACAAAGACUUGGCCCUUGCGACCUUGUUAGAAAAGCUCCCCAGCAUUGAAUGUUUGAAAAAGCUCGACUUUCACGCUUUCAAGGAAAAGGCAAUGGCGUCCAGAAGAGGCGCUCACGGCGGAAGUGGAAGCGCAGCAGCAGGACAUGCAAUGGAGCCAAUCUUCAAAAUGUUGACUGACCAGAUCAAAACGUUGCAGUCAAAUCUUUCAGUCCAUGACCAAUUCACGAAAGAAGCGGUGCAGUGCUACCAGAAAGUUCUGCUGGAUGUGGUUGUGGAAAUGCAAUCGCUGAGGAUGAACCACGAAGCACGUCUUGCGAAGCUCGAGCAAGAUCUACAAGAAACAAAGACGGUCCGAUGGGUUUUCGUCCUUUAUCAAUUGAUCAUGGGACUCCCGAAUUGGGCGUCUUUGUUUGCUGCAACCUUCUUUACGUCGUUUGUAUCUCCAGCCGCAAUUGCAAGGCCACUGGAGAUUGUGGAAGUGUUUCUUCAAAGGCAUAUCUCUAAUGAGGUGCAUAGUGUUCUCAGCUGGACAAUCACAGCUUGCAUCAUGCUGCUCUCCAUUGUAUCAACAGUUUCGUUGUGUCAACGGAUUGUGACCGCGUUGCGUAGUUACAAAGCAAAGUUCUCCCCAACCAUCCCAGCCAGGAAAGAACCUUCGGAGGAAGUGAGCUGUCGUUUGUCAGUUGAGAACGAGAACGGAGAGAUGAUCUCGGUCUGCUCUGCUCAUUCUGAAGCUGAAGAAGCUGGCGAGGAUCUACAGCGAGACGAGGCGGAAAUCUCAGAUGCGGAGGACGUCACCAGAGAGGUUCAAGGUGGGGCUGCAACUUUUCAGGAUAGCCUAUCGAAAUUGCCUGCGAGCCCAUCGUCUGUCGCAAACCUCACUGAGUGCAACGCUAAAAAGACACUACCGAAUGACCAGCUGGAUCCUGAGCAGCCAGAGAGGCACGACAUUUCAAUGGCAGAGUCUUGGGUUGGCUCCGAUCAGAAUCAAAGUCUCCCUCCAGUGAAGAAUCAAGAAGAGAUUGCUGAUGGUCAAGGCGAGGAAGGGGGGUUGGAAGACUCGGCGACAGCAGACGGAGGCACCGAAGCGAGGGCUUCGAAUGGUGGGGAGACUCCGGAUACCACGCAGCGCAAAUCAGCUGAGAGCCAACGCGGGGACUCAGACAACAACGAGGCAGCCAAGGAAGGUUGUGCUGCUCCUUCGAAUUGCAACGGUGGCCACGAGAGUUUAGCUGAGCGGCCUCUGCAAGAAGCUGAAGUAGCAGAAGAUGAUCAGGCCGCUGCUUGCAGCCACGAAACGACCCCUGAAGAUCUUAAGGGUAGUGCUGUUCACGAAAGCUGUGACACUACCGUAGCAGAAGAGACGAGUUCCAAAGGCGAAAGCUGCUGCGACACUGUAUCUGUAUACAAAUCGGGCGGUGACGACAUCCUCGAAACUCCAUCUGAAGGCCAGCAGGGUGCUGAAACGAACGGAAGAAUGUCAGACACAGGGCAUCAAAGUGAAGUUGUGGAAGUCAUUACAACGCAGCAAGAAUUGGUUACGGAAGCUGAUAUCGCUUCAAGAGGAGCCCCGCCAUUGGAUGCUGAAGUAGAAGCCAAUCAGGAGACUGAAGUGGCUACCAAGCAUAAGGAUGCCAAUGGGGAAAGCGAACCAAACGACUGUGGACGGGGAAAAGAACCUGAAGACGAUGUGGCAAGCGCAACAAAAGACUGCGGACACACAGGUUCACAGGAGGAGCUAAGUCGGAGCACUUCAUCGAACGCGAUUGAGGAAAGUAUUCCUCUUGUCCCUGUCUCAGCUGUGGACUGUUAG